CAGGCGGCCCACGAGUCUCCGCACCCUCCUCCGCCCCAGUGAAUCGGCGACCGGAACCCUCUCGCCCCUCGUCGUCGCCGGCGCCGGCGCCGGCGCCCCUCCGAGCCGACGCCAUGCCCCCCGUCAAGUGGCUGAUGCACUGGCACCCGAGCCCCGGGGCGACGCUCAACACCCAGAUCCUCGCGGAGGCGUGCGGCUGCGCGGAGUCCCUCGGCGGGGCCAAGGACGGGCGCUGGAAGACCUCCAUCAUCUUCUACCGCGCCAUGACCCGGGACGGCGGCGCCGCGGGGCCCGCGGGGCAGCAGGGGCAGCAGCACGGCGACCUGCCCAGGGAGCUCCUCGGCGUCGCGCUCCACGAGCGCCCGGGGCUCUACUUCUCCAUCGUCCGCCUGGCGAAGCUCGUCCUCCAGGCCGACGCCACGUUCCCCCAGGUCAUGGAGAAGCUCCAGUCAUACAAGGCCCGCGUCGCCCUCAACUUCGAGGGGUUUCAGUAUCAACUGGGUGAUUUCUGCCUGAGGAUAGGAAAAUGUGUUCCUAAUAAUUCUGAAGUACUGAGAGGAAUCAUGAUGGAGGUAGAGUAUUAUCCCCUGUCUUCCAUCGAAAAAUCCAGGGCAAUCAUGGAAGAUUUCUUUGACGUAUGGCAGGAAACAGUUGCGAAGAAGUCAUUACCUGGUCAUUUCAUUCAUGUAGAAUCAAACUUUUCAGAAUAUGGUCUUUCAGAUCAAUAUUCUUUCCAACAUACUGCAGUUCAGUAUGCAACUUGCCUGCAGCAGCUCAUGGCUGUAGUAAGGGGCUAGCUCUAAAUAUCAAGAUUUAGAGAAAAAAACACCAUGUAUAACUUCUUAGGUUGAUCCUGGUAGCAUUCACAGUGCCUGGACGCAUCUUAUGUAAUGACAUGCAAAUGAGGUUUGUACUUUCAUGUAGUAUCAAACUUUUCAGAAUAUGGUCUUUCAGAUCAAUAUUCUUUUCAAGAUACUGCAGUUCAGCA
Setaria italica (foxtail millet) is the source of this 988-nucleotide messenger RNA. Its product is annotated as mediator of RNA polymerase II transcription subunit 20a. The transcript is spliced from 4 exons. Gene Ontology annotation, cellular component: mediator complex. Bases 114 to 797 code for a protein of 227 amino acids. The record is from RefSeq and is a predicted model, not a curated record. Gene Ontology annotation, biological process: regulation of transcription by RNA polymerase II. Lineage: Eukaryota; Viridiplantae; Streptophyta; Magnoliopsida; Poales; Poaceae. Gene Ontology annotation, molecular function: transcription coactivator activity.